AUGAAGAUACCUGUACAACAUACCCUACUAGGGUUGGGUCUAUCCGGCCUGAGCUUAGCUGGUAUCGCAGGACGAGACUUCGAGGUCAUACGGUUCCACAGCCUCGCGGGUGUCACAGCCGACUCUUUGCACAACAUUCAUGUCGAGUUCCUGGACAAGCAAUUCGAGGGUCACCUGCAGCUCGUCUACGGGGAAUGCGGAAUCCAAGAUCCGACACAGAGUCACCAUGAGAUCGGGAGUGCGUUUGUGAAACGCGAAGCACUGCCAGAGCGAUUCGUAUGGGUCACACCAUCUGACGCACCCCAUUCAAACUGUCUGCAUGCCUUCUCCGGAUCAAGACUCGUGGGCCGGUCUGCGCCCAUCACAGUCUCGUCGCCAAUCAAGAAGCGUGAGAGUAUCGCCGAUGUGGCAGAUGCCAUGGGACCGUGGUUUGAUGGUGUCUCGUACAUGAAGUCAAAGAAGAACUCCAAGGCAUUUGUGUCCAAAGCGAAGAAAACGUCUGUUGCUAUUCUUGGCGGCGGAAUGUCCGGCUUGAUGACGAGUUUGCUGCUCGACUCUGUCGGUAUCCAUGACUGGCACAUCUACGAAUCCUCCGGCCGCAUCGGAGGUCGCAUUCGUACCAAGUACCUCAACAACACAGCUCCCGAUCAAUACCAGUAUCAGGAGAUGGGGCCGAUGCGAUUCCCCGUGAGCAUCACCUAUGCCGACACCAACGAGACUCUCGAGAUCCAAGAUCACCGCAUGGUCUUCCAACUGGCCAAUACUCUCAACACGAUGAAUGCCCACCGACCUGACCUCGCGGUCAACUUCAUCCCUUUCAUCCAGAACAGCCCCAAUGUCCCAGCAUCCUCUGGCGGCAACCGUCUCCCCAACGGCUUGAUCCCGAGUGCCGCCCAGAUCGCAGCCAACUCCUCCCUGGCCUACAAGCCCGGCUCGCCCAAUGACACAGCUGUUGCUGAAGCAAAAUCCGCAUACAACAAUUUCACCGAACUCGACAACCGCGACACAAUCCGCAAACUAGCCACCAACAUGUACCAAGCCCACAAGCAAGCGGUCGAGGACGGCAUGUUCGACUGGUCCGAAGCCGGAUAUCUGAGAUCACUGGGCUACAACGCCAACGUCGCCGACUAUGUAGCCGGCACCGGCGACUCCCCAAUCUGGGGCGACCUCUAUGACGACGUCUACUUCGCCGCCACAAAAUGGCGCACCAUCGACAAGGGCCUCGAAUCACUCCCCCGAGCCUUCUACCCGCACGUCGCAAAGAAGACAACCCUCAACCGCACUGUUGACGGACUCGUGUACAACGAGGCUUCCGGCAAAGUUGCCGUUACCUGGCGCAAGGAUCCUUUCCAGUUGACCCCUGAGACAACAAGGAAUAUGACUACGCUGUCGUCGCCGCGCCCUUCAGCAAGCCGAGCUAUCUCCACUCUGAACUACGAGCCUUCCUGCAAGAUCUCCCUGCUCUAUAAGACCCGCUUCUGGGAGCAUCAGGAGGAGCCGAUCUUUGGCGGAUGCGGGUCUGUCGAUGUGCCGGGUGUCGGAAGCGUCUGCUACCCGUCUUAUAAUCUGAACGGUACGGGACCUGGUGUCGUUCUCGCGUCGUAUGUUUCUGGCACUCUGGCUCGGUCGACGGCUGCUCUGAGCGAGGAUGAGCACGUGGCGUUGAUUCAGCGCACUAUGGUCGAGAUCCAUGGAGAUAUUGCUGCGGAGCAGUUCACUGGUAUCUACAACCGCCAGUGCUGGGAGUUUGAUCAGCACCAGGCGGGGGCGUGGGCCGAUCCGACUGUUGGGCAGCAGGAGCUGUAUCUGCCUGCUUACUAUCAGACGGAGUUCAAGACUAUCUUUAUUGGGGAGCACACCAGUUAUACUCAUGCUUGGAUCUUCUCGGCCUUGGAUUCGGCUGUUCGGGGGACUACGCAGUUGCUGCUUGAUCUUGGGCUUGUCGAUGAGGCGAAGGAGAUUGUUGAGACUUGGAUGGGUAGAUGGAUUAAGCUGUGA
Messenger RNA from Penicillium bovifimosum, 1998 nucleotides. Its product is annotated as flavin monoamine oxidase family protein. Gene Ontology annotation, biological process: amino acid catabolic process. Bases 1 to 1998 code for a protein of 665 amino acids. The transcript is spliced from 2 exons. Gene Ontology annotation, molecular function: L-amino-acid oxidase activity; polyamine oxidase activity. Lineage: Eukaryota; Fungi; Ascomycota; Eurotiomycetes; Eurotiales; Aspergillaceae. The record is from RefSeq and is a predicted model, not a curated record.